AUGGCGACACAUGGCCAUUCGGUAACAGAGUGGAAUGACGGCUGCAUCGACAGACCCACUACCCCCGCCCGUCAAUCCGACGCGCUCUCACAUACUACAUCAUCCGAGUAUCUUACACCAAGUGCAUUUCGUUCUGACACCAAGAAUCAUACAACGGGCUUGGGAAGUCGUGCCGCAAGCGCAGUCAGCCUGCCCCAUAGGCCCGUCCCCCAACGGACGUCGUCGGCCAGCAUUCUGUCGCGGAGUCUGGGUGGUCCUGUUCAAGCGUCGAUGCACGAAUUUCCCACCUGGAAAGUCUCCGAGCUGGACGGUACAGAGACACUGGUCCGCGACAAAGUUCGAGCCGAGUCUCCGGUUCGACGAUCAAUAGGUCGUGCGGCUCAGUCAUCUGAAGCCCUCCGCCCUGCCCUUGCACGCACCUUCAUUCGCACCUCGCCGCCUCAUGAAGUCCUAGACCAUGGCAGCAGUCGUCACCCUCGAGUGGAGCUUUCGGUCAGCCUUCCCUCACCACUUUUUGUGGGAGGUGGUACUGUGGAAGGACAACUCACCAUCCAAGUGGAUGGCGGAGUAGUAAGAAAGCCAAAGACGAAGCCGAUCUACAUAUCCAAAGCUUGCAUCGAUGUGAUUGGUGUGGAAGAAAUCAACGACGGCCGACGCUGGGUAUUUCUGUCGCUUGCAACGGACUUGUUUGAUAGAGAGAAUCCUCCUCCACCCUCCCUGGUCACGUCGCAGGACCCGGAACCUGGCGCAGAUCUGUGGUGGGAGAUGAGGUCCGCGACGUCGGUUGUUCCGUUCUGCGUUAACCUGCCUCUGAGGCUAGGUCCUCCUCCGUACUUUUCCAGACAAGCUUCUAUUCGGUACCUGCUGUGUCCUUCAAUCGUGGUCAAGACCGGAGACAAAAGAACUAUGCUCACCGUUCACGACCCAGAGAAAGCACUGGCCAGUCUAGCGAGUCCCCUCCUGGCCGCGGAUACACUGUACCUGGCGAGAGAGCCUGAUAUUCAAACAGUGAAGCUGACCGCUGGCCUCCAUCGCCAGACCUGGGUCAACGGGUCGUUGAUCUUUAUCGAUGUCCACAUUGCAAACAACACGGCAAAGUCGGUCAAGAAAAUCGAGGUUCAGCUGGAGAAGACGACGCUCUGGUACACACACGCUCCAGCUGGCACUGCAGAGAAGAGCGCAAACUAUCUCCGUCUGCCCAAACGAACAGACGCCGAGGUGGUGAGCGGAACCACACUGAAGAAAUCAAGCACUUGGAAGGGAGUGCCGUCUCAUUCUUCAGAUGUUCGCACAGUUGAGCUGGAAGCACCUCGCGGACACGUUACCAUCAGCACCGGGAGGUAUUUCGAAGUUCGAUAUUUUGUCAACGUCGUUGUGACGGUAAAAAUGUUCAAGACAGUGGCGGUCCAGCUCCCUGUAACCAUCAUUCCGAUCAACUCAUUGGAUAUCCUACCAAACUCGCUCGCUCAGGUGGCCGCUUCCAUCGAAGCCAAGAGGUCCAAAACAGUACCAGCACCGCCUUCUGGUCCUAGUCAUUCAGCCCAUUACCCAGGGCAAGCAUUUACAGCUCCCCUCCAACGGUCCGCCGAGCGUAUGAGACAGGAGAGGCUAAUGGCCCAGGAUGACUUAGACAGCCUAGCAAAUGACAUUGACAGGUCUCCUCGACGGUUAGCGCAUGUCCACACGCAUUGCAGGGGAGGUCUCUUCGGUACGACUACAGACGAGAAUGUCGCUCCCGGACGCCCAAGUAUGGCGUCAUCGUCACACCACCAUCUUCAGAGGCAUCCGAGCUGUUACCACUGCCACAUCAUGCCUGAUAACUGUUCUCCUCCAAAGCCAUCGGGUCCCCGCUUGCCUCGGCUCCAGGUUUCGACAUCUGGAUUAGGAUUUUCAGAAUCCGAGUUCGAGAUACCUCCUGAUUCGCCACCUCGAAAGGUCAUGUUAAGUGAGCAUGAACGAAACAUGAUCAAUCGGCAGAGAGAGCUCCAAAAUCGACAACAACGGAGCCAGUGGCCCCAGAAGAGACCGAGUGGGGAGAACAAACGAGGCGACGGCCUACGCAUGUCAAAAGAUCAGCCUAGCUACACCAACGUUGUGGCGGAUCCAACUGCUGGUCCAAAGCAAGACGCUUUUGGAAAUCUCAGUCCCGGCAUCGGGAAGAGGGGCAAUGUCUCGGCAUUUCCGAGACCAAUGCUCUCCAAGGAAUCUGCUAUCACCAGAUCAAGGUCCAAGACGAACCCUGAGGGACCGAGGUAUCGGCGUAGCAUCAGCAAGCCUCGACGAAGAUCGAGCGCAGAUAGGCACGACCAUGUUCGAGCGACGGUUGACGGAGCAGCCUUUCCGGCUGUGCCUCGCAGAUUUAGCAAGGACUUGGUGCAAAGAGGAAGCUUGGAUCGAUUGUUGUAA
Fonsecaea multimorphosa CBS 102226 is the source of this 2406-nucleotide messenger RNA. RefSeq lists its product as uncharacterized. The coding region runs from base 1 to 2406 and encodes 801 amino acids. Lineage: Eukaryota; Fungi; Ascomycota; Eurotiomycetes; Chaetothyriales; Herpotrichiellaceae. The record is from RefSeq and is a predicted model, not a curated record. The transcript is spliced from 2 exons.